UGUAAUUUUACCAUGGAGUUGGGAGCAUGAAGUCAGUCGAGAGCUUUGCGUUAUAUGAAAAAUGAUUAAAUACUAUGAUUGAUACAGUAUAUAACAGUGUAUAAUACAUUCAUGGCCGUACCAGCGCGUUUUUUAUUUAAUAUUUACAUUUUAGUUAAUUUACACCACGAAGUCAUGCUAAGUUAGCUAGCACUUUUGUUUUGUUUGCACUGUGGUUGUAAAUUACAGACAGUGAGUGGACAAAUUAACAACCGUGACUUCAUACAAAGCUAAAGUUGACAAAUAUAACUGAUGGUAAACGUGUAGCUGAGUAAUGUGCUGGAUAUGGGAGAGACGGAAAGAAUAAUUUAGGUAAGUAAACGUUAUUUGGGCAAAGUCACGGCUCGAGAUGGAGGUGCGACUUCUGACGUAAAUGUUAUCACUCAGCAAAGGUUUAAAAUGUCGCCAGGGUCUUUAGUUGGGCUUAAAAGAAAAAUAUUAAUAGCUGGUUUUAUUUAAAAUAUAUACACAAUUCGCUAGAAGUCUGUUGGUUGCAUUACAUCACCACACAGGUGUUCUCUGUUUCUCUAACUGGACUGAAGGAACCCGCAGGUGUAGCCAAUAACAUUAAUGAUAGCUCUGUGCCAUUUAAUUUAGCCAUGACACUCGGCAUGCAAAAACAGCAGAACUGAACUUAGAACGCUUUUAUUGACCAUAGCCAUUAUUAAUGUUAAUAAUUAUCAGGUCCCAGGAAAGACUGUACAGAGGUCAGUGGUCAACAAAAUCCCCAUCUAGCUACAACCAAAGUCAAAUCAACAAAAAACAUCUGUUUAUACUCUUUAAAUGAAUUAAAAAAUAUUUCUCACAAUUAUUGUCUUAUGUCUGUUUCAUCCAAUAAUUGUACUCUGAUUAUGUAGUCCUGUAUUUAAGUUUUACAUUGAUAUCUCAUAUUUAGAGGCCCAGUUACUCUGAGCCUCCUCCUCUUAGGCCCCGCCUCACCAGGAAAUGCAAAAACAAACUCAGCAGUUUCACUUUUAGCAAUGUGUUUACGGAAGAUAGAAGACGCACAGUACUGAGGGUGUUUAUCAGCUUUAACUUUAAAGUCAUCAAAGAAGAGAAACCAAGAAUGGAAGAUACAGAGAAAUCAAAGCUUGAGGAGAUGCUGAUGUGCCCAGUGUGCCAGGACGUCUUUAAGGAACCCCGGCAGCUGCCCUGUGGACACAGCAUGUGUAUGAGCUGUCUGGAAAACAUAAUGGAUCACUCCUUGGAUGUUCCCUUCCGCUGUCCAGACUGUAGGGCACAUUUUGGCACAGUUGUCGGGUUACAAAAGAACUAUGCGCUUGCCAACAUCGUAGAGGACUUCAGGGCGAACAGGAAGAGGAGGGAAGAGCAGUCAAAAAGUGUGUACUGCGACUACUGCUUGGAGAAGAAAACUCUGGCCAUCAAAAUGUGUCUAAAGUGUGAAGUGUCCAUGUGCCAAGAGCAUGUCAACGACCACCUGGAGCUGCCGGUGUUCACAGGACACCCUUUGGUCAGACCUCUGGGUGACCUCCAAGAGAGGAAAUGCCCACAGCAUGAGGACGAGGUGCUGAGGUACUACUGCAACACAUCCAGGCGCUACAUCUGCAACGUGUGUUCCCUGGAGAGCAAGCAGCACACCCUGGCCACUGAGGCCUCCACUGUCCUGCGGAGACAGCUGACUGAGUACAUGGACCAACACUUCAACAUGCUCAGCAAGCAAAUUGGAGAAUCGAAUCAAUCAGUAAAAAAACUGCAAGAAGACAUCCAGCGUGAAAAACAGAAAGUGAACCCUGCCGACUCGACCCUCAACAGUGUCACAGUGGUGCUGCUCUGUCUGUGGUUCAUUGUUCUGUAUUAUGCCUACAACUACUCUGUGGAAAACCAGAUGCUGACAGAAGCACUGGACAAGCAGCAGAACCGCGUGCAUCACAUUUAUUCCACCAUUGCAGAACUUUUAGUCGGUCAUCCAAUGCAGAGCCACAAACCUCCAGAGACAGAUGAUCAAGGAAUCCUCAUGUGGGAUCUGGACACAGUCAGUCCUUUCCUUGGAGUCUCAGCUGACCUCCGAACAGUUGAGAGAAUGAAAAUUCAGGUGGUCUAUUCCGACAGUGACAGCCGCUUUGAUGAAGCUCCGCAGGUCCUCUCCACGCGGUGCUUCUCCACUGGUACCCACGUCUGGGAGGUGGAGGCUGAGGGACACUGGGAUAUCGCUGUGUCCUACAAGAGCAUCCAACGCAAAAGCAAGGACAGCAGCACCUUCGGAAAUAAUGCAGAGUCCUGGAGCCUUACACACAAUGGCAAAGACGAGCUGUUUGCUCAUCAUAAUAAAAUAAAAACCGUUCUCCCUGGACCCUUGCAAAGCAGUCGAAUAGCAGUGAUGGUUAAUUUUGAGAAGGGCAAUAUCACGUUUAGUGCUGUGGAGCCCACAAUCACACAGCUACAUGAGUUCAAGGCUGAACUGGCUCAGCCGGUGUGCCUGGGAUUGGGGCUUUACCGUGAGGAUCCACCUAGCAGAGCCUCUAUUGUCAAAGCUACAUGAAAAUCCUACAAACUGUUGCAAUAAUCAGCUAACACAGCAUCCAGACUGCCUUAUAUGUAGCUGGUAAUCAAGGAGAACUAACUUGACUUGCACUAAAAAGUGGAGGGGUCUGAAAGGAAAGACCUGAAUAUGUCACUGCCAAAAAAUGAAACCUUUGCCUCAGGAAUAUGUUUUUGUAUUUCAAGUUGCAUGAAGGUAUUUAAAUCAUAUGUGAUUAAAAGAUGUUUCCUUUCA
Molecule: messenger RNA, 2773 nt
Organism: Epinephelus moara (kelp grouper)
Lineage: Eukaryota; Metazoa; Chordata; Actinopteri; Perciformes; Serranidae
Product: E3 ubiquitin/ISG15 ligase TRIM25-like
Exons: 8
Coding region: 1106-2539 (477 amino acids)
Molecular function (GO): zinc ion binding; protein binding
Source: RefSeq, a predicted model, not a curated record